Mesocricetus auratus (golden hamster) is the source of this 1626-nucleotide messenger RNA. RefSeq names its product jumonji domain containing 6, arginine demethylase and lysine hydroxylase (gene Jmjd6). Lineage: Eukaryota; Metazoa; Chordata; Mammalia; Rodentia; Cricetidae. Gene Ontology annotation, biological process: phagocytosis. The record is from RefSeq and is a predicted model, not a curated record. Gene Ontology annotation, molecular function: histone H4R3 demethylase activity; P-TEFb complex binding. Gene Ontology annotation, cellular component: nucleus; cytoplasm. The transcript has 7 exons. The coding region runs from base 112 to 1374 and encodes 420 amino acids.
CGCCGGCCGGAGAGGGCGCGUUUGUUCCGGAGGGCGGGGGGUUGGGGGGAACGACGGCAGGAAGCGAGCUGCGUCGAGGUCGUGGCGGAGCCGGACGGCGACCUGCUCGGGAUGAACCACAAGAGCAAGAAGCGCAUCCGCGAGGCCAAGCGCAGUGCGCGGCCCGAGCUCAAGGACUCGCUCGACUGGACCCGGCACAACUACUACGAGAGCUUCCCGCUGAGCCCGGCGGCCGUGCCGGAUAACGUGGAGAGGGCUGAUGCCUUACAGCUGUCGGUGGAAGACUUCGUCGAGCGGUACGAGCGGCCUUACAAGCCCGUGGUUCUGCUCAAUGCCCAGGAGGGCUGGUCCGCGCAGGAGAAAUGGACUCUGGAGCGCCUCAAAAGGAAAUACCGGAACCAGAAGUUCAAGUGCGGUGAGGACAAUGACGGUUACUCGGUGAAGAUGAAGAUGAAGUACUACAUCGAGUACAUGGAGAGCACCCGUGAUGACAGUCCCCUUUACAUCUUUGACAGCAGCUACGGCGAACACCCCAAGAGAAGGAAACUUUUGGAAGACUACAAGGUGCCCAAGUUUUUCACGGACGAUCUUUUCCAGUACGCAGGGGAGAAGCGCAGGCCCCCUUACAGGUGGUUUGUGAUGGGGCCACCACGUUCUGGAACUGGGAUUCACAUCGACCCUCUGGGAACCAGUGCCUGGAAUGCCUUAGUUCAAGGUCACAAGCGUUGGUGUCUGUUCCCCACAAGCACUCCCCGAGAACUCAUCAAGGUGACCCGAGAAGAAGGGGGGAACCAGCAAGAUGAAGCCAUUACCUGGUUUAAUGUUAUUUAUCCACGGACACAGCUUCCAACCUGGCCGUCUGAGUUCAAGCCCCUGGAGAUACUCCAGAAGCCAGGAGAGACUGUCUUUGUACCAGGGGGCUGGUGGCAUGUUGUUCUUAAUCUUGACACCACCAUUGCCAUCACCCAGAACUUUGCCAGCAGUACCAACUUCCCUGUGGUGUGGCACAAGACGAUACAGCACGGGCAGCGGCAGUGCAAGCCACCCCCAGUCACCCCGUGCCACUGUGUCCCAACCCUGACCUGGAGGGACCAGCUCUCGGGGAUCUUGAAGCAGGAGCACCCUGAGCUGGCAGUCCUGGCCGACUCCGUUGACCUCCAAGAGUCCACAGGCAUCGCUUCCGACAGCUCCAGCGACUCCUCCAGUUCUUCUAGCUCCAGCUCCUCUGACACAGACUCAGAGUGUGAGUCUGGGUCUGAAGGUGACGGGACGGCACACCGCAGGAAAAAGAGGAGGACGUGCAGCAUGGUGGGGAACGGGGACACGACCUCACAGGAUGACUGUGUGAGCAAAGAGCGCAGCUCCUCCAGGUGACCGCGUGCGGCAGCUGUCUGCAAGGAUGUGCUCGCAGCGUAGGCAAGGCCCAAGCCUGGGAGGGCAGCCCACCGGAAUCUGCAGAACCAGGGAGGGUGACGCCUGAGAACGAGGACACUCAGAAUGGGAAUCGCAGCGUUUGGUACAGUGGCUUUUUAUCCAUGGUCGUGUCUUAUCAUAAGGGCAAAGGUGUGUGUGGUGCCGAGAACGCCCUUUCCCUAUUUAAUAAAACUCUCCAUUUUAUAUCUUGAA